AUGUCCAGCGGCCCUGGAGGAGGAGGAGGCGGGAGCGGGCAACAGCAGCAGCAUCAGCAUCAGCAGCAGCAACAUAACACCAGCAGCGGCAACAAUGGCGGCACAACAGCAGCAACAUUGAGCAGCAGCAGCAGCAACAGCAGGAGCAACACGCCAGCAACGUCAACAUCAUCGACUGCGACUGGAACAGGCGCCACGUCCACACUGCAGCGUCGCAUCCUGCGCGGUCAUGCGGCGCAGACAACCAGCGGCGAGCGUGUCCUGCUCAUUAACUACGUGCCACAGUCGGGAGCUGGUGCGGGUGCAACAGCAACCGCAGCCACACAGAGUACGUCCCAAUUGCCCACCCGUAAGAUACUCCAGGCCAGAGCCUCGGCAGCAGCAGCAGCAACUGGGGGAGGAGGCCCAGCAGGAGCUUCAUCAUCCUCGCCACCAUCCACACCAGCUGUCUCGUUCGCCGGACUGGGCUCCGAGGUGACCGUCACCCUGACGCGCACAAAUCAGCGCGCCAGCAUGACCAGUGUCACAGCCGCCGGUCAUAUUGUUAGAAAUCAGCAGGCAACCACCUAUCACCAGAGCACAAACACAGCCACCACAGCAUCGACAUCCAGCGGCACAUCGGCUAUCCAUGAGCACAUGGCCACGUCAACUUCGCCGCCGCCACUGGUCUUCACCCAUCAGUCACACCAUCACCACAGCCAGCAGCAGCAGCAACAUGAGUAUCACCAGGAUCACCAGCUGGUGGACCACCAUCAGCUGGAUCAAGAGCAUAUAAUCAUAGAUCAUCAUCAGCAGGCGGAGGAUGAUCAGUUGAUUGAAUACGAUGAUGGCGGGACGAUUGAGGAGCAGCAUCAUCAGCUGCAAUUGCAGGAGGACCUACACGAUCCCCAGCAGCAGCAACAUCACGACGUUGUCCAAGAGGUGUAUCUCCAGUAAGAGAGAUUAGUCUUAAGCGUAGCCAAAUAAGUUUUAGCCAUUCUUUAAUCAAUUUUGGAACACCCAAAAUGUGUGCAAAACGAAAAAUCGAAUUUGACAAAGCUUUAAUUUGGCAAUUUUUUCAAAAAAUUCUGCUGUAUAUUUAAGUUAUUCCCUUCUUGAAUUUCUAUAAUCUGAUCCUCUUUAAUUGCACACAUUUUGAGAAAAACCAAUACAAAUCGUGUACAUAUAAUACAACCACUUUGAAUAACCCUAGAAGCAAAGAUGUUUUAGAAGACCUUGUUUCAGUUUGUAUAUAGUUUUCCGACCAGGUAGACAAAUAUUUUCCAUUGAAAGUAUUCAGCGUAAAAUUAAAAUAUUGAAGAAUAAAUUCAAUUAUCUAGCGGUUAAUAAAGAUUAUUUUUGUACUAUACAAAUAACGCUACUAAAUAUUUGCCAGUUGAGGAGUAACUGCACAUAUUAAAUAACCAUUGACGAUCUAAUCAAUUAGUUAUUGUCAGUUGAAGAUCAAAACAAACAACGUCAGAAAUCGUAAUCAAUUGUAAGAUAUAUUGACUUCAAUUUAGAAAAACCAAUUUGGCACAUAAUACGGAUGUAAGAACUAAUUCAAUUAUGAUAGUUUGAAAGGUGUUUAAGCAGAGUGGCCCUUAGGAUUACGAAAAAAGAAGAACAUAUUCAUGUAACCCAGACUUUGGGGCCAAGGCAAUAAAGCGAGCCGGGUUGUGUACGGAAAAACCA
Molecule: messenger RNA, 1674 nt
Organism: Drosophila biarmipes
Lineage: Eukaryota; Metazoa; Arthropoda; Insecta; Diptera; Drosophilidae
Product: probable nuclear hormone receptor HR38
Exons: 1
Coding region: 1-936 (311 amino acids)
Source: RefSeq, a predicted model, not a curated record